This is a messenger RNA of Penicillium cataractarum, 3396 nucleotides long. Its product is annotated as GPI inositol-deacylase. Gene Ontology annotation, cellular component: endoplasmic reticulum. NCBI's taxonomy places the organism in Eukaryota, Fungi, Ascomycota, Eurotiomycetes, Eurotiales, Aspergillaceae. Gene Ontology annotation, molecular function: phosphatidylinositol deacylase activity. The record is from RefSeq and is a predicted model, not a curated record. The coding region runs from base 1 to 3396 and encodes 1131 amino acids. The transcript has 3 exons. Gene Ontology annotation, biological process: GPI anchor metabolic process; endoplasmic reticulum to Golgi vesicle-mediated transport.
AUGCACAGACGCUCGUCUGGCUCCCCGGUCGCGGACGACUCUGACGAUUCUCCCGUACGCUCCUCGGACGAUCAUGGGAACGGUCACGGCCCCGGCAAUGCUAUCGAUCCUUCCAACGAUAAAUCGCGGUCGCAGAUAGCCCGUCACGGCACCAGUUUCGAUCUUCGCCGUGACAACGGCCGUUCCACGCCGCGCUCGCGGAACUCUAGCCUGUGGCGCACUCCGUCUGCUCAACCUUCCAACGAUACCAAAACUAUGCCAUUGGGCUCUCCGAGGCUGCCUAUGGAGGCGCCCUCUCCCGAUGGCCGCCGCGCGCGUCAGUCUAGUCUGCGCAGUCCCUGGUCCUGCUCUAUCCUGACGGCCUUGACGACGUUCUUUGCCGUCGCGUUCUUGUUCUCGACCGUGCGCUCGUUCACUAGUCGCCAGGUCGGCGGAGAUGGAUGUGGUGUGCCUAUGAUGAGCCCGACGUUCAUUCGGAUGCUAGAGUUUGAUACGGAGCAUACGCGGUUUGCGAGCAAAUACAACCUGUUUCUAUAUCGAGAGGAAGGCGUGGAUCCGUACACGCAGGACAAUAUCGGGUUGAACGGCGUCCCCGUACUCUUUCUCCCCGGAAAUGCUGGCAGCUACCGGCAGGUCCGGUCUCUAGCAGCAGAGGCCUCCCGGCAUUACUACGAUGUAGUUCGACACGACGAAGAGCGACACGCCGCCGGCACACGCAGCCUGGACUUUUUCAUGGUGGAUUUCAACGAGGAUAUGGCGGCCUUCCAUGGACAGACCUUGUUGGAUCAGGCGGAAUAUGUGAAUGAGGCGAUCUCGUACAUUCUAUCGUUGUACCACGAUUCUCGCCGAACUCGCCGGGAUCCCGGUCUUCCUGACCCGAGCGCGGUGAUCCUGAUCGGUCACUCUAUGGGCGGUAUCGUGGCUCGCACUGCUCUCACCAUGGCGAAUUACCAGGCGAACUCGGUUAACACGAUUAUCACCAUGUCGGCACCUCAUGCGAAACCGCCCGUUUCUUUCGACUCGGAUAUCGUUCAUACAUAUAAGCAGAUCAACGACUACUGGCGGGAGGCGUAUUCGCAAACCUGGGCCAAUAAUAACCCUCUCUGGCAUCUCACGCUGAUUUCAAUUGCAGGUGGUGCACGCGACACCGUUGUUCCGUCUGAUUAUACCAGUAUCUCAUCCCUGGUUCCAGAGACGCAUGGGUUCACCGUGUUUACCUCGUCCAUACCGAAUGUGUGGAUCGGCAUGGACCAUCUGUCGAUCACCUGGUGCGAUCAAUUCCGGAAAGCGAUCAUCAAGUCGCUAUUUGAUAUCAUUGAUGCGCGACGCCCGUCUCAGACGAAACCCAGAGCAGACCGUAUGCAGUCUCUCAAGCGGUGGUACUUGACUGGAUUGGAGUCGGUUUCCGAGCGGACGCUGUCCCAAAAGGAGCCGAAUACUCUGUUGACACUCGAAGAUAAUGCCAAUACUAUUCUUGCGCAAGGCCAGCGGCUAGUGCUUCGCGAGCUUGGGCGGCAGCACGGUCCUGAUGUACGCCUUUUGCCUAUCCCACCGCAGGGUGUUUCUGGCAAGAAGUUUACGCUUCUCACGGAUCAGAGGCUUGAUAAGCAGGGCAACAUCGAGGUGCUCUUCUGCAGCGUGUUCCCGUUGAACAAUGGCCGGUCAGCCAUUUUCUCCAUGAAUUUGGAUUUCUCAGGUGGCACCGUGGGCUCAACUCGGUUGGCUUGUAAGAGUGCUGCAGAGGACGUCAUUUACCUGCCAUCCUCGACGCGGACGUCGAAGAAUGCGUACGACCGCGUUCCUCCGUUCUCAUACCUCCAGUAUGACCUGGAGAACCUAGCUGAACAUCAAUUCGUGGCGGUCGUUGACAAGGCCAAUGUCCCCACCCCGGGUUUCUUGGUGGCCGAGUUCUCGGACAGCUCUGAUUCCAUGAUCCGGGCCAAGGUUGGCCUGGGCAGUCUCCUGAGCGCCGGUCUGAAGAUGCGGUUGCCCGCUAAUCGGCCCAUGCUUACGGAAGUGAAGAUCCCAGCACUACACUCCAGUCUUCUCAACUACAAGCUGAAGAUUACGAGGCAUCCGCAGAAGGAUGAGCUCUUUGCGCCGCUGCUCCGCCAGUCCAUUCCGGAUCCACACGAGUCUAAAUUCUUUGUGAACGUCAACGAUGUCCAUGUCAAUCUGCAUGGCGUUGCGCCAUUCAUGCCGUCCCCUGUUCGUGACUCGGCAUCCGCUGGUGGUGUGUCCUUCCAGCUUUGGACUGACCCCAGCCCCGGUGAGACCGUUGAUAUCUCGUUGAAGAUUGAUAUCACUGGCAGUCUGGGUGAAUUGGUGAUGCGGUAUCGUACCGUCUUUGCUGCAUUCCCGCUCCUUGUCGUGGCCCUCGUGCUUCGCAAGCAGUUCCAGGUAUACGACGAGACAGGAUACUUUAUUCCCUUCACGGAUGGUCUUGACCGGGCUUUGCGGUCCUCUCUGCCGCUUUUGUUGGUUGCCAUGUCGCUUCUGGCUUCUUCCCUGGCUACCACCAAGGCUCUGCCUCAAUCCGACGACCCCUUCCACUGGCGGACCAACUCCACCGAGACGCCACUUGAUUUUACAAAGAACGAUCUACUGCUUGGCUCUCAGGAUGCUUUCUUCUGGUUCCUCGUCCCGAUAUUUGGUCUCAUCAGCGUCGGUGUUUGUGUCCUGGUCAACUAUGUUGCCCUUUUCCUCGUGAACAUCUUCUCCCUGGUCUACGGCGCCGUCAACAGCAAGUCGGGCUACAUUCGUCGCGAGGACAGAGGCAAUCUACCCAUCUUUAGCGCUCCCACCCCGCGCCGUCGUGUCAUUCAUACCGCGAUUCUGCUUCUUCUCGUCUCGACUGUCAUCCCUUACCAGUUCGCCUACAUGGUAGCCUGUAUCGUGCAACUAGCAACCACCGUGCGAAGCCAAUGGCACGCCAAGGAAACCAGAUCAACCUCCCACCUCAACUUCGGCAACUACGCCCACUCCAUCCUAAUUCUGAUGCUCUGGAUCCUCCCAAUCAACGUACUCGUCCUUCUCGUCUGGGCCCACAACCUAGUCGUACACUGGUUCAUGCCCUUCUCCUCACACCACAACGUCCUCUCCAUAAUGCCCUUCCUCCUACUCGUCGAAACCAUGACCUCCGGCGCUAUGAUCCCCCGAAUCACCACCCGCUUCCGCCACGUAACCUCCAUGCUCUUCUUCGCCAUCGCCAUGUACUCCGCCGUCUACGGCGUUACCUACGCUUACUUGCUGCACCAUCUGGCUAAUUUGCUGGCGGCAUGGUUCGUCGGCAUUUAUCUUGUUGGCAGUGGAUUUUCGCCUCGGAGGUUAUGGCGGAUUAUCGAUGGUGAUGAAAUGCCGGAGGAUGGCGGGAGACAUGUUAAGAAGAAGCCAUGA